CAGACCGGCUGAACAUCUACAGAACAGCGUCACACCGACACAUCCGUCGCUCAUUACGGUGAAAUACGCGAUAAAGGCCCGAAUCCGCCACAUUUACCGACAAACACAGAAGAAUAUUCGCGUCUCGUUCGCGCCGCUGUGUGUCACUGUCACGAUCAAACCCGUCUGGAGGAAAAAACGAGUCGAGCGGGUGCACAAGAAGAAUACGAGGAAAAUCCCGAAAUAUCGGCGGAUUGUGGAGCGACGUUACAUUUCAUUGAAAGGGUUUGGCCUCCCAACUGUACUGAAAAAACAUGGAAUCCUCUUCUUACAGCACCUGAAAGCGAAUAGGAUAAACAAGAUGGAAGAACCUUUUAAAGAUUCUGUAGCCGUAGAAAUGGCAAACCCUCAAGAAGAGGUCUGUAACAGUGUUGCCACCAUGGCUGAUCCAGUUGGGAAGCUGGAAAGCGAGACCACUCCAAUAAUACCAACUGAGACUUGGAAUGUCAGCUCUCCUACCAUCACAAAACAAUCCCUCUCACCACUGCUAACACUGCAAACCAAUCCGGCGUCAACCCCUGCUGCUGAGUCCCCAAACGGUGUUGCCCUGAAAGUCGCAACAACUGUCCUUCAGCCAAUCUGCUUUGGCGAGAAUCCAGUGGUGCUGCCUAUCCUUGCUGGCCCAGCUGCCCCUCAAGUUGGACAAUCAGGAGCAACUUCAUAUCUGAUGACCAGCCAAGGUCCCGUGUCCCUGCCACUAGUCCUGGAACAACAAGUCCUCCAACAUCUGAAUCCUCAAUUGCUUCAACAAACAACCACGUGUCCUGCCCUUCCGAACAACAUCCUAUGCCAGAACCCAUCCCUUGCUCUCGGUCCCCCUCCAGUUCUGGACCAGAAAGGUGCAAGUCCAGUGUUGGAUACUAGUCUAUUGACUCUCCUUCAGAACCCUAAUUUUGCUGCAAUCUUGCAGGAUCUCUUUCCUGGCCAAGGGAACUUUUCACCUACUUGUCACUCAGCGUCUUCCCCUCAAAUAGACCUCGCCUCUGCUUUCCUUCCUCCUCCCCCUCUCUCACACCCCUACAGCUCCCCACUAGCCCCACUGGUGCCUCCGGCCACCCUGCUCAUCCCCUAUCCCAUUGUCAUCCCUCUUCCAGUGCCUCUUCCAAUCCCUGUGCCAAUCCCAGUUCCUGUUUCUACAUGCUCAAAAGUAGAUGUAGACUCCCCUAAAUCGAAUUGUACUUGGAACAAAAGCACACAGACUACCCUUAGUGACAUUUCCCCUCACUUGACAUUACUUGGUAAGGAAAUGACAUCCGUCCAAUUGCCUCUUCCUUCUUCCUCAACCCCUGUAGUGACAGAUGGGGAAGUGCUAGACUUAUCCAUUAGGGCGCCUCAACCGUCAAUGCAUGUUCAGAGUCUGCAAGGGGUCCAACCAUUUCAGCAAGAUAGUGUCCUUGAUUUGUCUGUGCCUAGUAUAAGAAAGACAUGCAUCCAGACUCGUAGCACAUACGGGCCAUUGGCCUAUGAACGGGAAAGAAUGUGCCGCAUAGGGGAUGAUGUAAGCAAUGGAGCAUUGGCUCUAGGGGUUCUUCGGCCUGUAGACUGCACCCCUAAACUAGAUACCAAGCUGCUAAGUGGGCUAGCAUCUCUGGAGUUCAGUCGACAGCACAAAUGGGUGGUAGACAGUGGCCACAGUAGCGCAAUGGCUGGGGCAGUACACGAAUCUGCCCUUGGUGGAAGUGGCAAUAUCGAGAUAGUCAGUACGUCGCAGACUGCCAAAGUCAUUGUGUCGGUCAAAGAUGCUAUGCCUGCCAUUUUCUGCAGCAAGCUAAAGGGAUUGUCAGGGGUUUCUACAAAGAACUUCUCCAUCGAACGUGAUGCCAGUCAGGGUGCAUUCGCAGCUCUGCCCAGAGUCCAGGGUGACCAGCGAGGAGAAUCCAGUGACCCACUCAAAAAAAUACCCAAAAACAGAGGCAUCAAAGUGAAGAAAGUGAGCUCCCAGGAGAUUCAUAUAUUACCUAUAAAAAAGCAACGACUGGCUGCGUUUCUUCCCCGAAAAUAGUAGUAGAAGAUUGAGAAA
Xyrauchen texanus (razorback sucker) is the source of this 2059-nucleotide messenger RNA. RefSeq names its product retinoic acid-induced protein 2-like. The transcript is spliced from 2 exons. Bases 341 to 2041 code for a protein of 566 amino acids. Gene Ontology annotation, cellular component: nucleus. Gene Ontology annotation, biological process: animal organ development. Lineage: Eukaryota; Metazoa; Chordata; Actinopteri; Cypriniformes; Catostomidae. The record is from RefSeq and is a predicted model, not a curated record.